Messenger RNA from Laetiporus sulphureus 93-53, 2499 nucleotides. RefSeq lists its product as uncharacterized. Gene Ontology annotation, cellular component: cohesin complex; synaptonemal complex. The record is from RefSeq and is a predicted model, not a curated record. Gene Ontology annotation, molecular function: protein binding; chromatin binding. Gene Ontology annotation, biological process: replication-born double-strand break repair via sister chromatid exchange; mitotic sister chromatid cohesion; synaptonemal complex assembly. The transcript has 7 exons. Lineage: Eukaryota; Fungi; Basidiomycota; Agaricomycetes; Polyporales; Laetiporaceae. Bases 58 to 2166 code for a protein of 702 amino acids.
CUGACCUCUUGCCACAGUCGCGCUCGAACGCGUCCCUCGUCUUGGAUACCCUUCAACAUGUUCUACUCCGAAGCGAUACUUUCUCGCCGUGGGCCGCUCGCAAAAGUAUGGCUCGCCGCUCACAUGGAGCGCAAGCUGUCCAAAACCCAGACGCUGCAGACCGAUAUUGAGCAGUCAGUUGACGCGAUCGUGGGCCAGGAAAUCGAAGUCAUGGCCUUGCGGCUCAGUGGCCAGCUGCUGCUUGGUGUGGUCCGGAUAUACAGCCGAAAGGCAAAAUAUCUGUUGGAUGAUUGUAAUGAAGCGUUGUUGAAAAUCAAGAUGGCUUUCCGUCCUGGUAUCGUGGAUAUGACGGAGGACCAAUUGGCCGUUAAUCGCAACGCCAUUACGCUGCAGGGUAAUAACCUUGAUCUCGAUGCCUUUUUGCCCGAUAUUCAUUGGGAUAUGGAUUUUGACGACCGUCCCGUUCAACCGGGUGGUCAGCACAUAGCUAAAGCUGCGGAUAUCACACUGGCCACAGCCGAUGAUUUCAAAUUCGGUCUUGACGAUCCUGGCUACGGUUUUGACCUCGGCCCCUCAGACGGAAUUGGUUCUAACGACUAUGAGCCUCUCGGCAUCGAUUUCGGUGAAGGCCCUCUCAGCGAACAUCAAGGGGAGUCUCACUUUGGGGACGACAGCAUGAGCAUCGAGGUAGGCCGUGACGCCGUGGCGCCGCGAGCACCGCGCGAUUCGUUGGACUCCCAUCUCCUCGGUAAACCAGGUGCAGAUACGGACUUGGAUCUCAUGUCUGUACGGAGCAGAGAGGCGUCUGAACACCCCUUCGGUGGAGACAUGGAUUUGGAUUUUGGCCCAGAUGCAGGUGGCAUGGACAUUGAUCUUGGUCUCAGCUUCGAGCCUUUCAACGAACAGGCUGCAACACCUCGUACACCUCGUCUGACGCCUUCGCGAGCAUCUUCCCCUCUCACAGAACCGCCACAGACACCACCACCAGACGUGGAACUGACGCCUCAGGUGGACGCUCAAGCUCAGGAGGCUAAGGUAAAGAAGAGAAAAGAGAAGAAGCAGAUUAUUGACGCGGUGACCGAGCUCGCGAACGGACCCGGAGCGAGGGUCGGACGUGGACGUAAUGCAGGCCUUGGCUCCCAGGUAGCGGCAGAUGUCAGCAGCAUUGUGACUGAGCACCACUACCUGCCUCGUUCUGCAACCGUCAUGCGUCUCCUCGAAAUUCGCGGCGAUCCGAUUGCUCAUUUCCUCCCUACGAAAGUGACGCCUCACGGCACGUUCUUUUCUGCUGCACCGCCUGGCCUAGCUCCUCAACUAGCAGACCUGUUCCUGCGUCCCCUGCAGAGUCUCUCGAACGCUAAGCGCCGCAAUGAACAAGAGGAGAAACCUCCAAGCAAGAGACCAAGGCUUGAGGGCAGCGUCGUUGGCGAUGAUGACGAGGUUGAGCUGCCGCGACGUGCUGCGAGCCGGGAAGAGAGUCUUAUGUUGGGAAGUGAUGUGCUGGGACAACGGAGCGUCGCUCCUGAGGAGUUCGACAUUAUUGCUGGCCUUGACAGCUUCCAGAUGCCCGAAUUCGAGAUGGCGGGCAAUGAGCUCGAGCGCGCGCGCUCCAAGUCUCUGGCGCUGUCGGAGUUGAGUCGAUUGUCGACUCCUCCACCAGACGGUGUGCCGGUCGAAGAGGGCGAGGAGUCAUAUGCGGAUAUGGCUUGUCCCAUUGCGGCCUUCGACGAGCGGACGUCGCAGAGUCAGGGCACGGAAAGUGCACCUGGUCAGGGCGACGACGCGUCUGGCUACAGCAAGAACACUGUCAAGGCAUUGUCUGUUAUUCGAAGAGAGUUGCAGCCCGUUGUUGGCCAGCAGCGGCGCGAGAAGGUAAUGAGCUUCAAGAGGAUGUCUCAGAAGGCCAGUCGCCGAGCUGCAUCUGCAUUCUUCUUUGAGCUGCUUGUCCUGGGAACUCGAGACUGCGUGAAGCUCUCUCAGACUGCUCCAUUCGAGAACAUCGAGAUCCGCGCGAAGGACAAACUUUGGGAACGUCAGCGACACGGCUCUGUCGCUCCAUCGCUCUCUUCUGGUUUGCCCCAAUCAUCACUAGCUGCCUCCGCUGCCAGCACUCCUAGACGAGGAGGCUCCAUCGCUCCGUCGAUUUCUUCUGCAUUUGGUCUGUGAUAUAUGACACGUUUGAUGCUUGGCUUCCGUCGCGAUCUUCGUACUAUCUCACUCUAUCUUGUCCCCUCUGAAUUUUUGGUCUUUUGGAGAGUUGCAACGGCUCUUCUCCUUUUGAUACGAUGCUCUUGAUAUUGAUUUGUCACAUCGGUGUGGUUGCAGCACAUAAGUAGUACCUGUUUUUCUAGCCGUCACAUAGCUAUAGCCGGUCGUAAUGACCAUCCAAGGGUAAGGACGUAUGCUAGUGUCAUUGAACCUGUAUCAGAUAUUGGAACAUCACACCUUUCUGAGAUAUAAUAUUUUAUCGGCUUGACAGCCGGUACUUGUUUGCUUCCG